AUGAAUUCUUGGAUGUUUUCAAAAAGUAGUCGAUCUUUAGGUAAUUUCGCGAGAGUGUGCGAACACGUCAAAUUCAUCGUGCAUUCUCCCAAAACGGAGCCUUUCGAGUCGAAAUUCUGCAACAACCAGACACUUCUUGAUGCGUGCGACACCCAAGGAAAUUACACAUUUAUCGUGCCUCAGUGGUUGGGCGGCGACAAAAUCAUUUGGAAAGAUCGUCUAAUUUCGACUUUUAUGAAUGCCACAAACAAUUGCGUCGUUUUUGUGGAUUACUCUUACUACACGCAGAAAAGUUUCAACGAACUCUUAGCACUUAAAGGCAACCUCACGACUUUCAUAGCACGCAAAUUGCGGUACUUUGAGGAGCUGGGCUUCAAUCCGGACAACGGAAUACUCUUUGGUUUUGACAUUGGAGCGCAUUUCGUGCUUGAAGCGGGCAUCAAAUAUGGCGUGAAGAAAAUUGGGCGAAUCGAUUGUUGCGAACCAAGAACCAAUGGAUUUACGUCGUCAGAUCCGUCGAUGGCGCAAACAGCAGAUGCCGCCAAACAUGUGCAAUGUAUGCACACGAGCGAGGAUUUUGGAACCGCUGAUCGAUUUUGUCCGCAUGACGUGAAUUUGGGUGUUUGUGGUAGGUCUCAGCCUGAAGACAUCUUUACAUGGGCCGGCAACGAUAUCAAGUGUAUCGAAUAUUAUGUUGCUUCGUUCAAGUAUGACUUUAAUUUGGUGACGCAGGCUGCGGUUGAACAAAAGUACUCAACAACGUGCGUACCUAAAAAGCAAGUUCCUGAUGUUUCGACGUACGAUCCGCCGAAGAAGUUUGGAUGGCAAUUCGAUUUUACUCUUUCUGAAGGAGAAUUUUACUGUAUCCCUAAUGCAACUGCGUCAGCAGAAAUAGAAGAUGGGCUUUAA
Molecule: messenger RNA, 909 nt
Organism: Culicoides brevitarsis
Lineage: Eukaryota; Metazoa; Arthropoda; Insecta; Diptera; Ceratopogonidae
Exons: 3
Coding region: 1-909 (302 amino acids)
Biological process (GO): lipid catabolic process
Molecular function (GO): lipase activity
Source: RefSeq, a predicted model, not a curated record